AUGAGCGAUAUUAAGGGAAGAAGUGGCUUUUGUAUGUUGCCAGAUGUGAGACAAAUUUGCUUUAGAAAAGGGCUUCUAUAUGGAUUUAGUCGAGUCUUUUCGAUACCGAUGAAAACACUCCGCGGAGCUAGUCGGUCGCUGAGGGUAGAUCAAUUCUGCAGUGUUGUGAAUAUUUCUUCCUCUUUAAUGAUUGAAGUGGUUCCGUGCUUAAGGGACAAUUAUGCGUAUCUCUUAUAUGAUGUGGAUACGGGGACAGUUGGUGUUGUUGAUCCUUCUGAAGCUGCGCCGAUCAUAGAUGCUUUGACGAAGAAAAACCUAAAUUUGACUUACAUAUUGAAUACACACCACCAUCAUGAUCACACGGAUGGAAAUGCAGAGUUGAAAGAAAGGUAUGGGGCAAAGGUAAUCGGUUCUAAUGUAGACAAGGAAAGAAUUCCUGGUAUUGAUAUCUAUUUGAGUGAUGGAGAUAAGUGGAUGUUUGCUGGUCAUGAGGUGCAUAUAAUGGCCACUCCUGGCGUCACCCGAGGUCAUAUAAGCUUUUAUUUUCCUGGAUCUGGGGCCAUUUUUACAGGAGACACCUUGUUUAGCUUAUCUUGUGGCAAAAUCUAUGAAGGAACCCCGGAACAGAUGCUGUCUUCACUUAACAAGAUCAUGUCGUUGUCAGAUGAUACAAGUAUAUAUUGCGGUCAUGAAUAUACAUUGAAUAAUUCAAAGUUCGCAUUGUCCAUAGAGCCUGAAAACAAAGAACUUCAGUCCUAUGCUUCACAUGUAGCUCACCUUAGAAAUAAAGGCUUGCCCACGGUUCCAACUACACUGAAGAUGGAAAAGGCUUGCAACCCAUUUCUUCGCACAUGGAGCACAGAAAUCCGACAAAAACUAAAUGUUGCAGCCACAGCAGAUGAGGCCGAAGCCCUGGGUGUUAUUCGACAAGCAGAGGAUAAUUUUUAG
This is a messenger RNA of Lathyrus sativus (Indian pea), 948 nucleotides long. The record is from the annotation of a GenBank genome assembly. Lineage: Eukaryota; Viridiplantae; Streptophyta; Magnoliopsida; Fabales; Fabaceae.